AUGCUCCUAAAACUGCAGGGAGGAAAGUCACUGGCUCACACCACAGGUCAUCUUUUGCUGAUACUGCUGCUGACCGAAGCUGGGAAGACUCUGGGCAAUGCCCACUCUCUGUGCCUCAACCUCACUGUCAAAUCUCAGUUCAGACCGGGCCAGCCCUGGUGUCAAGUCCAGGGCUCUGCGGACACAAAGCCUUUCCUCCAGUGUGACAGUGACAGCAGCAAGGUCAGACCUUUGGAUUUCCUGGGGGAGGUGGUAAACGACACCAAAGCAUGGACUGAACUGAGCCAGACGCUGGGAAAAGCAGGAAGAGAGCUCAGGAUGGUCCUGCCUGUCAUCAAACUAGACAAAAAGGAGAUGAGGGGUCCUCCCUCCCUGCAGGUCAGGCUGUGUUGUCAGCGUGAAGCCGGGCAAUGCUCUGGUGCAUCCUUGCUCUUCAGCCUCAAUGGACGGACAGCCCUCCUCCUUGACCCCAUGAGCAUAACCUGGACAGUCAUCGAUCCUGGAGCCACAGUGAUCAAGGGGGCAUGGGGGCACAACCAGGAACUGGCAGAGUAUCUCAGGAAGAUCUCAACGGGAGACUGCAGUUAUUGGCUUAGGGAAUUCCUGGAACACUGGGAGAACAUGCUGCUCCCAGAGCCCACAGAACCACUCAGAAAGGCCCUGAAUAACCACCAGCCUGCAUCUAUCCCAUUAAAUAAAUGCAUCCUCCCAUUGAUCUUCAUCUUCAUUAUCUUCAUCUGCCUAAUUGUCAUCAUCGUCAAGAAAUGUAUGAAGAAAUCAGGGACCACAGAAGCUCUUCGUUCCAUCAUCUGA
Molecule: messenger RNA, 813 nt
Organism: Rangifer tarandus platyrhynchus (Svalbard reindeer)
Lineage: Eukaryota; Metazoa; Chordata; Mammalia; Artiodactyla; Cervidae
Source: the annotation of a GenBank genome assembly